UGAGUCAACGACAGAAAUAGAACAAAAACAAUACAACAGCGUUCGAAACGCAAAAUAAAUUGUUAGCAUAUACAGCUGCUUUACGAGUGUUUAUUGAAGUUUUGCUUAUUUAUUCGUUAUAAAAUGCUUUCUUUUUUCUCAAAGAAGAAACCAGAUCCACCACCAGAAGAGCCAAUUCAAGGACCAACUGAUCCCACACAAACAAAUGAAGGUGGGGGAGGUGAUGAUUUUAUUUUUGUAGAACGUAAAACAUCGGAAAACGACCCUGCUAGGCCUCCAACACAAGGUAUGGGAAUGUAUCCUCCAAUACCACCUACGUUUGGAAUGAACAGGUUCUCAGGACAGCCUGCUUACCCACCAACAACAAGUGUAGCGGGUGGUUAUAACAAUGCAACACCAGUGCCAUACGUGCAAGGAAUACCGUUCGAGUUAGCGCCACAAUUAAGUACGAAAUGUGAUUUUGAAGUAACACAAUUGCAGGUCGACAGCAUUUUAGCUUUGUUAACUCGUCAAAUGUCCGUGGACGAAACUGAGGAGUACAAUUUUGCUCUGGAACGAUCAAUACAAAAUGAGUGCUGCUAGCUAUUGAGAUUUGAAUACGUAUGCAUUUUAUUUUUACCGCUGGCCUAAAAACAACGUAAUUUUAUAGUGUGAAUUUUUAGUUAUAAGAAAUUACGAAUGAAUAUAGUUUAAUAAGCCAAUAAAAUCUUAUUAACUUUAUUGAAUGAAAUUAUAUUUUUAUAUUUAGAUAGUUGUAACUUCCAUUUUGUUUCAUGAUCUUUUCCCGAUGUUAUGAAUUGUAGUAAGAUUUAAAGUUCUAAAUUGGGUGUAGUUGCAAUCGUUUGGUAUUGAUUUAAGUUCAAUAGCAGCUGUUUGGAUCUUUAUUUAUGUAAAGUACUGAUUUUGUAAUUGUCUAUAAAAUAGAACAUUUAGCAUACAGUAUUUUAAUUAAUCUAUCCCAAAUGAGAUAUUGUAUUCGCUAGUAUUUAUAUUUCGUUCCAAGUUACCGGAAAAAACUGGAUUAAUAUCUGGCCCGAGACGGUCAGUUUAGCAGCAUUUCCUAAAUAUUUAUGCUACAAAAACGAUAAUAUAUCCAAUAAUUAAUAAACUACAAGGCGCAUUUAUUACAUUCGCUUUGAUUAAA
Molecule: messenger RNA, 1144 nt
Organism: Anastrepha ludens (Mexican fruit fly)
Lineage: Eukaryota; Metazoa; Arthropoda; Insecta; Diptera; Tephritidae
Exons: 1
Coding region: 124-582 (152 amino acids)
Source: RefSeq, a predicted model, not a curated record